GUUCCAGACCCCCCGGAGGACCCAGAGCUGGUCAGUAAGCGUAAACAGGGGGUGACCCUGUCCUGGUUCACACCCCUGAGUGACGGAGGCAGCCCCAUUCUGGGUUACAGGGUGGAGAUGAGGAUGGCGGACAGCGCCCUCUGGCUUCCGUGCCAUGCAGAGCCUGUGUGUAACACAGAGUUCUCUGUGGAUAACCUCAACCCAGGGAGCGGCUACAGGUUCAGGGUGGCAGCCAUCAACAGAGCUGGGACUGGAGAACCUGUCCAGCUGCCUCAGAACGUUCAGCUGGGUGAGUUGGCUAUAUGAUGUGCUCAAACCUGAGCCAACAAAGAUAUUUCUAUAUGGCUCUGUCUCAAGCCCAGCUUGUUGAACAACAUAAUUAUAACUUAGCCUAGAUAAUGUAUGUGUUAGUUACAUCAUUUGGAUACAACCCAGGUGAGUCCAAUACAUUUACCAUUGGCAUGAAUUGUAUAUGUAGUGUCCCAUUUAUUGGAAAAAAUAUAUCAAUCAAUCAAUUGUUUUGUUCCACAGAGGCUCCAGUCACAGUGACCCAGCAGUUGGCCUGUCCAGACUUGCAGGAGGGUAAGAUGGCCCGUGUGGAGUGCCAGCUCUCUGCUGAGGGCAGCUCGGUCACCUGGCUCAAAGACAACAAGGAGCUGGAGUUUGGGGUCAAAUACCAGGUCACCAUCGAGGGCAAGACACAAGUGCUGCUGAUCAAAGACUUUGAGUCUGCUGACCAGGGCGUGUACACCUGUGUGGCCUCAGACGAGGCAGAAAGCUCCAUUAAUCUCAACCUACCAACAGGUACAUACUCCCAAACAAGCCAGAAUAUUAUACCAUGCAACUUGGUUUUUCCAUCAGCUCGCAUUUAUUUAUUGUGAAACUCUUGUAAGCUAUUCUCCUCAAACCGAACUGGAAGCUUGGUGGAGAUGUGUUUGUUAUUUGAGGGUUAAGUUAAGGUAAGUUGGUCAGCUAGUUCUAGCAGAUAGUGAUGGUGAGCUCAUUCCUCAAAAAGAUGUGUGGACACACUACUCCUAUCAGAAAAUAAUCUAGUCCUACAGUUAUUUACCACUACAUGAUCAAUAUAGAUCAAGUUCUUAUAGAUGUAGUGUGUGUGUGUGUGUGUGUGUGUGUGUGUUUUGGGGCUGCUAUACUAUAGAUGUUACAGGUGUCAGUUUGCUGCAUAUAACAUUCCAUUGUGACCUGGUUGUAGGUGGAGAUGGGGUUAAGUUGGAGGAGGGGGCCCAGCCCAGCCUUCCUCCUGAGGCUGCCUCUGAGGGUGAUGUCCACGCGCUGUGGGAGGCCCUGGCCAAGAAACGUCGCAUGAGCCGAGAACCCACCCUCGACUCCAUCACUGAGCUGCCUGAUGAGGAGGACAAGGAGCCCAAAACACCCAAGGAACCAGUCAAGGAGAAGAAAGCCCCAGAGAAGGUGAACGAAAAGGAGAAGGAGAAGGUUGUGGAGCCUGUCAUCAUCGCAAAGAAGAAGGAUUUGGAUACCAACCUGCACACCAGCUCUGAGGAUGAGUCCAGGGCUCCAACGCUGGUGUCCCACCUGAAGAAGAGCAGCAUGUCCUCCCUCUCUGUGUCCAACCAGACAGAGUCCAUCUCAACUGAGAAGUUAUAUGCACAGUUUGAGGUGAAAGAGCAGACCUCAGUGCAACAGACCUCAGUGCAACAGACCACUGUCCUACAGACCUCAUCUUCGGGACAGCAGAUCACAGCACAGACCACAAAGAUCACUGAGUGUAGUAAUGAGGAGGAUGAAGAAAAGGGGCUGCUGGAUGCUGCUGUCAAGAUCCAGGCUGCCUUCAAGGGCUACAAGGCCCGCAAGGAUAUGUGUCCAGUCUUCAAGGACGUCUUCAAGGACCAAACCAAGGAGCCCAAUGGCACCAUCCACCUGGAGUGUGUGGUUGAGGGCAAGCCCGACAAGGUGCGCUGGCUGAAGGACGGCGAGCCCCUUGCGGACAGCAAACACCACCACAUCGACAUCUACAAUGAUGGCACCUGCUCUCUGGUCAUCACCGCCGUUACCACCAAGGACACGGGCAUCUACACAUGUGAGGUCACCAACAAGUUCGGGAUGACCAUCCACAGCGGCAAGGUGACAGUAGGCUCGGCACGGGAGGCAUCUGGAAGAAGGCCCCUGACCAUGGGCUACAGCGCCGACAGCGAGGCAGACAGCUCGUCGGCAGAAAGCGAGAUCGAUGAGUCUUUGAGGCAGGCCAGCAAACGGCUGCGCCGCCUCCUCCGCACACACCUGCCGGCCACGUCGGAGGAGGAGUCAUUCGUCAGCUGUGAUGAUGAGGCUGAGCUGCAGGCCCCCGACCCUAAAUCGUACCGCGAGGACGAGCGCUACAUCUACAUCCGCUUCGACACGCGGUCUGAGGCCCAGGUGGCGUCUCUGCACUUUCAGGAGAUGUUCACGGCCCAGGGGAUGCCUGUGGAGACCACCAUUCAGGAGGCUGGACCUCUCAAAGUGGAGCUGCGCAUCAUGAAGAUGGGAUACAACAAAGAUGGCUCUGCAACACCCACACAGGAGAAGCAGCUGCCCACGUUCAUGACAGGAGCCCCGGGUAGGAAAACCAGAGAGUAGGGGAGAACUGGGACGAAAGUAACACUUUUAGUAUUUUUUACUAAUUACUCAGAGUUCGAUAGACCUAGAGACACCACAUUUUAUUACAAACAACUUAUAUAUAUCCUCCACCAUUAGCAACUGUAAUUUCAUUUCUAGGGUAAAUCAGUUCAAAUUAAAUAGACAGAGAACAGAACUACCGCAAUGUUACUUUUGUAUCUGCCAGCGGGGCGGGAGUAACAGCCUUGGGAUGGAGGUAACAGCUGGCAACAAGUGCACAAUCUGUCUGAUCUCCAUGUUUCUGGUUUGUAAUGCUCGUUCCUUUCAACAAAUGUACUAUCAGCCAUCAUUUCCUGUUUGUAUCGAUUUGAAUAAUUCGUGUUCUAGGUUUGAAAUGUAUGAAAAUGAACCAUGCGUCAACAUCACAAUGUUGCGCAACCACAGUAUUUUGCUUUAAAAUAUUAAUCGGACUAAAAUGGAUCACAUAAUAGCUAUAUUAGGCAUCAUUUCAUAAUCUCACUUUAAUCCAACUGGAGUGUAUGGCGGAGGAAAAGCCUUACAAGGUGCACUGGCUGAAGGACGGCGAGCAACCAAUCAGGUGCGCCCCAGAUGUCCUUUUCGUGCACGCUCCUCGUGUCUUGAUUGAAUGAUUGUUUUGAAUCUCUUCCCAAACGUCAAACUCAUCAUGAUUAUCACAUUUCUAUGGCUUGACACAAGGUAAUUGACCCCCAGAGUCAUUAAGAUAUUUAUUUUUAACCACUCUAACCCGUCGAUAAAAGCUUAUGUGAGAAGCUGAUCCAUCAAGUCAAUUGAUUAAGGCAUAAUUCUAUUGAUGUCAUAUAUCAUUUUCAAACAUUGUCACUAGUUCAUAUUUUUCCAACAUUAUAAAGGCAUUAUGAACUAGAGGAGACAACUUAAACUUUUGUAUUUGUUUUAUUCCAGGUCAUCGGUUAACAUUGUGUUACUUUUGUCCCACCCCCGUCUCUCCUAUAGUUUCUCGCAGGCUAACACCCAAGAAUAGCUAACAUAAUACUUGAAACCUAUGCUGUCAUUUAGUUACUAGAUGGGUUAAGAAAAUGACAUAUUUUUGGAACCUUAAACAACUAAACACAACUCUACAACCGAAAAACCCUUCAAUUUAGUUUUUCUUACAUCGCUCAAAAACACUUUUUGUUGAUAACUUGACGAAACAUGGUCGGACUGGGCAGUUUUUCUGCAGGGAGCACGCCCUCUGCAUUAGGAACGUGCUGACUUCACUACGUCAUUCUAGCUUCUGUGUUAUCUGAGAAAAUGGGUGUGUUACUUUCCGCCUUGUUACUUUCGUCCCGGCUCUCCUUUACUCUCUCUGUACAUACUGUAUUAGAUCAUUUGAAAAUAAUUUGGAAUUAAAUAGUAAUUUGAUGUCUAUUAAAUUCAAUAAUGUUGUAGCCCAUUCCAUUCAGUAUGAAAAAUUAACAAGUUAAAUCACAAAAAGACUGUAAUUCAGGAAAGGUCAUAUUGAUUUGAAGUCAAUCAAUGUAUGACAUUGAAGUAGUGUUUAUUUUGCUUGAAUAAUAUAAUUCACAUUUCAAUGUGUUUUCAUUCCCCAAAAAAUUGCUUUCGCUUGUUAGCAAAGUAUUCAGACCGCUUGACUUUUUCCACAUUUUGUUACGUUACAGCCUUAUUCUAAAAUUGAUUAAAUUGUUUUGUCCCCUCAUCAAUCUACACACAAUACCCCAUAAUGACAAAGCAAAAACAGGUUUUUAGAAAUUUUCGCAAAUGUAUUAAAAAUAAAAAAACGGAAAUAUCACAUUUACAUAAGUAUUCAGACCCUUUACUCAGUACUUUGUUGAAGCACCUUUGGCAGCGAUUACAGCCUCAAGUCUUCUUUGGUAUGACGCUACAAGCUUGGCACACCUGUAUUUGGGGAGUUUCUCCCAUUCUUCUCUGCAGAGCCUCUCAAGCUCUGUCAGGUUGGAUGAGGAGCGUUGCUGCGCAGGUCUCUCCAGAGAUGUUAGAUCGGGUUCAAGUCCGGACUCUGGCUGGGCCACUCAAGGACAUUCAGACUUGUCCUGAAGCCACUUAGGGUCGUUGUCCUGUUGGAAGGUGAACCUUCGCCCCAGUUUGAGGUCCUGAGCGCUCUGGAGCAGGUUUUCAUCAAGGAUCUCUCUGUACUUUGCUCCGUUCAUCUUUCCCUCGAUCCUGACUAGUCUCCUUGCUGCUGAAAAACAUCCCCACAGCAUGAUGCUGCCACCCCCAUGCUUCACCGUAGGGAUGGUGCCAGGUUUCCUCCAGACGUGACACUUGGCAUUCAGGCCAAAGAGUUCAAUCUUGGUUUCAUCCGACCAGAGAAUCUUGUAUCUCAUUGUCUGAAAGUCUUUAGGUGCCUUUUGGCAAACUCCAAGCAGGCUGUCAUGUGCCUUUUUUAUGUCCAAUCAAUCAAAUUUACCACAGGUGGACUCCAAUCAAGUUGUAAAAACAUCUCAAGGAUGAUCAGUGGAAACAGGAUGCACCUGAGCUCAAUUUCGAGUCCCAUAGCAAAGGGUCUGAAUACUUAUGUAAAUAAGGUAUUUAGGUUUUUUAUUUUUAAUACAUUUGUUAAUUUCUAAAAACCUGUUUCCACUUUGUCAUUAUGGGGUAUGGUGUGUAGAUUGCUGAGGAUGUUUUUAAACAUUUAAUCCAUUUUAGAAUAAGGCUGUAACAUAACAAAAUGUGGAAAAAUAAAUGGGUCUGAGUACUUUCCUAUUGCACUGUAAGUCUGUACUUGCUAAAUUAAUGUUUACAAUAUCCUCAUCUAGCCUUUUAUCCUGCUUUUCCUUGAGUGUUCCAUGUGAUUACUAUAGUACCUUGUCUGUCUUUGUGUGUGGCUUAAUGUUAGUUUUCUCUUGCCAAAAAGUAUGUAUUUCAGUCUUGUUAGUGUAUGAUUUCUUUGGUAUGUUUGGUUGGAUGUAGUGUUUUUAUGUCCUCACAUGAAUAUUUUUUAUGACCGGUAUACUCCCACACCAUUCUGUUGUUGGAGUAUGCCCACACCAUUCCAACACAGAAAAGCUACUUUUUAACAUACUUAAUUAAACAUUUUUGGAAGGGGAAGGUAUUUCACUCAUAUUGUAAUUAAUUAUAGGUCAUACAGUAUUUUAUAGAAAUCUUGAAACACUGGACAGUUAUUUUAAACUCCUGCAUAAUUAUAAAAACUCCUAACUUAUUUUUGUGCAUAACUGAUUGCCCCUCUCCUCUGUCCCUGUCCCUCCCCCAGCGGCCCCAGUCUUCCUGACCGAACUCCAGAGCCAGGACGUGCCUGACGGUAACCCGGUCAGCUUCGACUGCGUGGUGAUCGGAAAGCCUCCACCCAGCGUGCGUUGGUUCAAGGACGGGAAGCUCCUGGAGGAGAAUGACCACUACAUGAUCAACGAGGACCAGGAGGGCUGCCACCAGCUGAUCAUCACCACCGUGCUGCCUUCUGACAUGGGUGUCUACCGCUGCAUGGCCGAGAACACCAGUGGCAUCGCUUCCACUAAGGCCGAGCUCAGGGUUGACAGUGAGUACAGAACAUAUUAGAUUGAUUGAUUGGUUGGUUGAUUCAUUGAUUGAUUGCAAGUCAUUGUCUAAUACAUCUCUCUUUCCUCAGUGUCUUGCAGCUCAGACUACGAUACUGCAGCUGAUGCCACUGAGACAGGCUCCUACAUCAGUGCCAAAGGCUACAUGUCUAGGUGAGUGAGACAACCCAGCUUACAAGGCCUUUGAUUUUGACUUCAACCUUCUUUACAAUGGAAUCCUGAUUCCUAAUAGUACCUUAAACGUUUCACUGGUCGUGUUGCUCCUUUACUGACAGCUUUACUCUCUGGCUAUCUUCUCCCCUCAGGGAAACCGAAGCGUUUGAGUCUGUGGCAGAGGAUGAGCAGAUGCCACAAGUACUGGAUGAGCUCCAUGAUGUGCAUGUCAGCCCAGGCUCACCCAUCGCUAAGAUGCAGCUGAAAGUCAAAGGUUGGUCUGUGGGUUACUCUCCACCACUUCUGCAUUAGUCACACCAAAACCCUGUUAGACUACAUUGUCUCUGCACAGGAACUUCAGAGGUCCAUUCCAUAACUUAAAUAGAGAGGAAUUUACUAUAGCCAUGUUUACCUAGACCUGAUAGUACCCUUAGAGGAGCUAAGAUAGCCAAGUGAACACUACUGCCCCCACGGCAGGCAAGUCAGAGGCAAUACAGUUAUUUGUUUACUUUCUGUUGAUAUUUCCCAGGUUUCCCCACGCCCAGAGUGUACUGGUUCAAGGACGGCAUACCGCUGCGUUCCUCAGACAGGAUCCUGCUGCUGGACAAGAGAGACAUCCACAGUCUGGAGGUCCUGGAGGUGAAGAGGGAGGACACAGGAGAGUACUCUGCCUACAUCAGCAAUGCUGCUGGAUCAGCAUACUCCUCUGCUAGGCUACUGGUUCUGGGUAGGUCUACUCAUGACUGAAAGGUUUAUGUUGAGAGGGAUCCCUGUCUUCUACUUUGGAUAAAGUCUUCAGUCUACAUUGCGAUAUGCAUGUUAUUUUAUACACAACACAACAUUCUUGUAUUUACUGAAUAAUUCAUGGUGACCCUCUUUCAACAGGUCCAGGAGAGCUCACACCUGUAGAAAAGCACGGUAUGUAAUUAUCAUUCAAUAAUAUCAAUUGAUUCAUUCUUAUAAUUAAUAAUUAUAAUAAUUGGUCAUUUAGCAGACGCUCUUAUCCAGAGCGACUUACAAGAGCAAUUAGGGUUAAGUGCCUUGCUCAAGGGCACAUCGACAGAUUUUUCACCUAGUCGGCUCGGGGAUUAGAACCAGCGACCUUUCGGUUACUGGCACAACGCUCUUAACCACUAAGCUACCUGCCGCCCUUAUGCUGUUACCUAUAUUUUGUACAUUUGACAUUUUAGCAGACGCUCUAAUCCAGAGCAAUUUAUUGGAGCAAUUACAGUUAGGUGCCUUGCUCAAGGGCACAUUGACAGAUUUUUAAUCUAGUCGUCUUAGGGAUUCGAACCAGCGACCUUUGGUUACUGGCCCAACGCUCUUAAACGCUAGACUACCUGCCGCCCCAAUAACAUGUCACACUGUUCUGAAUUGUGAGCUAUGUGAUGAUGACCCUGUUCUGCAUCCAUGUUUUACUUCCUAGAUCCCAAGAUGCCUCUGGUGCCGCCACGGUUGCUGGAGAAGUUCAGCAACAGGAAGGUGAAACAGGGAGCUAGUGUCACCCUGUCAGUCAGCGUGGAAGGUACUGUAUCCACAACACUGUUCUCUUUUGCCAGGACCAGAAUCAGUGUCAUAUGAGAGAUAAGCUUCCAUAAAGGAUAUGGUCAUUCAUCAUACAAAAAUACAUGCCAGUCCACAGACUGCUGUUAGGAGAGACUAUUCAUCAUACAACAUGCAUGUGAAUACCCAAGUCCCACUAUCUUCCUCACCUCUCCAAGGUUCUCCCACCCCCAUGGUGACGUGGCUGAAAGAGGAGUCUGCUGAGGACGUGUUGUGGAUCAAGCCAGACACUAAGGGCUAUAAGGUGGCCAGCUCUGGGCGCCAACACAGCCUCAUCCUCAUGGAUGUGGGUUCUGAGCACGCGGGCACCUACACCUGCAUAGCCACCAACAGGGCCGGACAGUCCAUCUGCACUGCCCACUUUGCCGUAGAGGAUGGUAAGAAACUUGUUUGUUUGUUUGGAUCCCCAUUAGCUGUUACAAUAGCAACAGGUAGUCUUGCUUGGGGUCCACAAUACAUAUUAUGGAAUAGGAAAACAUACUGACACAUGCUUUUAUAAUCAUACAUAAUAAAGAUAAUAAUGUAGUACAUGUGGCAGACAGCAAGUUCUAAUGUGAAACAUUCCUAAUGUAUUAUCUGCUUUCUGUCGUAGCGUCACGACCCAAGGAAGAGACCAAAAUCCCUCUGGGUAUUACUAUCAGCCCUCCAGAGGAGGAUGCUGGCAGAAAAAUGCCUUAUCUAGGUGAAGUUGGAACAGAAGAGUUUCUUAUGAAGCUCACCUCCCAGAUCACAGAGAUGGUAUCUGCCAAGAUCAGCCAAGGUGAGUUAAAAUGUGUCACGGACUAUUCCAUCAAAGCUCCAAAAUAGGGGACAGUGAGAACAUUUUCCUAUUCAAUUUAAAUAAAUGUUCUUCCUGUCACGAUCGUCUAAUGAGGGAGACCAAGGCGCAGCGUUGCGGGUGAACAUAUUAUAUUUAUUCAACUGAUCACACGAUCAAAACAAAGAACGAAACGUGAAGUCCUUCGAUACACAACCAAAAGGAACAAGAAACCACAAAACACAAAGUGCAAGACAAACAGUUAAAUAUGGCUCCCAAUCAGAGACACCCAGCUGACACUCGUUGCCUCUGAUUGGGAGUCACUCAGCCCAACAUAGAAAAUUAAACAUAGACUUACACACCCUGGCUCAACAUAACAUAGUCCCCAGAGCCAGGGCGUGACAGUACCCCCCCCCAAAGGCGCGGACUCCGGCCGCGCCAAACAACCACAACAGGGGAGGGACCGGGUGGGCACUCCGCCUCGGCGGCGGAUCCGGCUCCGGACAUGACCCAGGCACGGGUUGUGCUGGACUGACGACGCACACCCCUGGCUUGAUGCGUGGAGGAGGAACGGGCCGGACCGGGCUGACGAAGCGCACCCCUGACUUGGUGCGGGGAGCAGGAGUGAGCCGGACCGGGCUGACGACGCACACCACUGACCCGGUGCGGGGAGCUUGGACGGGCCGGACCGGGCUGGCGACGCGCACCACAGACUUGGUGCGGAGAGCAGGAACGGGCCGGACAGGGCUGACGACGCACACCACUGGCUUGGUGCGGGAAGCUUGGAUGGGCCGGACUGGGCUGGCGACGCGCACCACAGACUUGGUGCGGAGAGCAGGAACGGGCCGGGCUGGGCUGUCGACGCACACCGUAGGCUUUGUGCGUGGAGCAGGGACAGGCCGGGCUGGGCUGUCGACGCACACCACUGACUUGGUGGGAAUGGCAGGAACAGGCCGGGCUGGGCUGACGACGCGCACCACUGACUUGGUGGGAAUGGCAGGAACAGGCCGGGCCGGGCUGACGACGCGCACCACUGACUUGGUGGGAAUGGCAGGAACAGGCCGGACCGUACUGGGGACACACACCACUGGCCCCACGCAGGGAUCAGGAACGGGCCGGACCGGACUGGUAACACACCCCAGUACCUCUCGCCGUGCCUCCACACUUUCCCUCUCCUCUGUGCCCAGUGGCCCCCCUAACCUGGCGGCCUUCUCUGCCAACGCUUUGCACCGCUCUAACCCGUACACCUGCUGGCCCGACGUCGUGAGCCCCCCCCUAAAAAUUUCCUGGGGGUCUCUCCUCCCUCUUGCCAGACUCGCAAUCAUCUCCUCCCACGUCCAUCCUCUCUCCUCGUCCCGCUGCUUGAUCCAGUCGAGGUUGCCACGGAGAUCUGCCAGCGAUGGCUCCUGAACACGCUGCUUGGUCUGGUUAAGGUGGUUUCUUCUGUCACGAUCGUCUAAUGAGGGAGACCAAGGCGCAGCGUUGCGGGUGAACAUAUUAUAUUUAUUCAACUGAUCACACGAUCAAAACAAAGAACGAAACGUGAAGUCCUUCGAUACACAACCAAAAGGAACAAGAAACCACAAAACACAAAGUGCAAGACAAACAGUUAAAUAUGGCUCCCAAUCAGAGACACCCAGCUGACACUCGUUGCCUCUGAUUGGGAGUCACUCAGCCCAACAUAGAAAAUUAAACAUAGACUUACACACCCUGGCUCAACAUAGUCCCCAGAGCCAGGGCGUGACACUUCCACUAUUCAUGUGGAUUUAAGGUAAAGUAAAUGCCUUUGUGAUUUGAUUUGAAUUUAUUUUGAAUUUAUGUGUUUCCUUUAAUUUGCCUCUAGUUACUUAUAGAAUAGGUCAUUUAAAAUUAAUAUUUCCAAUUUAAUAUCUGGGAAAUAAUGGUGGAAUACUCCUGAUGUAUUAGAAAGUUUGCUGUGUGUGCUUUUAUUGCAGGCAAAAACAUUUGCAUUUGUACAUCUCUGGUAAUACAGAGUAUGUUCUUAUACUGUUUUAUAGCAUAACAAAAAUAUAUACAUUGCCGUUGAUGAAGUCUAUAUUCAAAUUGUAUAUAUGCAUUGCCUUUGUAAUUUUAUAAUUCUGUCAUAAACACUAAGUUAUUUAUGUCAUGUUAUGACAAGUUACUCUUAUCCCACAUGCAGUCCAUCAGCCACAGGGCCAGCUAACAUGCCAACAUUCGUUGGAUACAGCUGCACUGCUGCAUCAGUGGAUAUGUCAGUUCCUAAUAGAGGGUCAUGCAGGCUUUAAGAACAACUCAAAGAAAAUGUCAUGCACAUUACCUCUCGCUGCCAUUUCCUUUAAGUGUUUCUAUUAUCAACGAUGCCUUUUUCUCUUUCUUUGCACUCACUAAUGCUUGUUCUGCAUGUGUUUUGGUCCCCUAUGACUGUCAUGUCUUCAUUUCAUCAUCCUUCACCCCUCCAUCCAUCCAUUAAUUCACUCACAUGCUCUCAUCCAAUCGUUAAUUUGUUAUUCAGACAACGCACAGAACCAUCAAGUGCUCCAGUGGAUGAAAUCAUGCCCCAAAGCUUCCAGUAUGUAUCUACAGUACAUCAAGAUCUCGGUUACUCUCACUAAAAGCCAUACAUUAUUUCCACAAGUUAGUCAGUGUCACUUUUGAUCUGUUUCUUGACAUUGAAGCUUAUGUUCUGUUCUCUUCUCUGCAUCUCUCUCUACCUGUCUAAAUUGGAUUUAUUUAAUUUAAAAGAGGAGUACUUGUCAUGAAACAACAGGGGUUUGAAAAUGACGUCCCUCUGUUCAUGUUGCACGACAGUGAGGAUAUCUUGUCUAUCACCUGAUGUGAUGACUUGUGGAAACAAUGUACUGGAAUUAUUCUUAGUCUAAGAUGGCAUUAAGAUACAGUAUUUCACAGUUGAAGACAGUUACACGUGUAGACAUUUUGAGACAAAACGACCAGGAUUCCAUUGUAAAGUGGUGGACAAAGCUGUCAUCAAAACAGUUCCAUCAUUCUGCUGCCAUAUCAGUAUAUACUCCCGAGUGGCGCAGUGGUCUGAGGCACUGCAUGGCAGUGCUAGCUGUGCCACUAGAGAUCCUGGUUCGAGUCCAGGCUCUGUCGCAGCCGGCCGCAACCGGGAGACCCAUGGGCGGCGCACAAUUGGUCCAGCGUCGUCCAAGGUAGGGGAGGGUUUCCCACGGGGGGCCAGUAUGAAAAAAACAAAAACAGGAUAAGAGCGUCUGCUAAAUGACUAAAAUGUAAUAUGAUGAAGAAUCUAUAUACAGUGCCUUGCAAAAGUAUUCAUACCCCUUGGUGUUUUUCCUAUUUUGUUGAAAUGCAACCUGUAAUUUAAAUUGAUUUUUAUUUGGAUUUCAUGUAAUGGACAUACACAAAAUAGUCCAAAUUGGUGAAGUGAAAUUAAAAAAAUAACUUGUUUCAAAACAUUAUACAAAAUAAAUGACGGAAAAGUGGUGUGUGCAUAUGUUUACACCCCCUUUGCUAUGAAGCCCCUAAAUAAGAUCUGGUGCAACCAAUUACCUUCAGAAGCCACAUAAUUAGUUAAAUAAAGUCCACCUGUGUGAAAUCUAAGUGUCACAAGAUCUGUCACAUGAUCUCAGUAUAAAUUCACCUGUUCUGAAAGGCCCCAGAGUCUGCAACACCACUAAGCAAGGGGCACCACCAAGCAAGACCAAGGAGCUCUUCAAACAGGUCAGGGACAAAGUACCGAUCAGGGUUGGGUUAUAAAUAAAUUGCUGCCAAGCUCAAUAGCGGAGAUUGGAGUAUCUGUCCAUAGCACCACUUUAAGCCGUACACUCCACAGAGCUGGGCUUUACAGAAGAGUGGCCAGAAAAAAACAUUGCUUAAAGAAAAAAUAAGCAAACAUGUUUGGUGUUCACCAAAAGGCAUGUGGGAGACUCCCCAAACAUAUGGAAGAAGGUACUCUGGUCAGAUGAGACUAAAAUUUAGCUUUUUGGCCAUCAAGAAAAACGCUAUGUCUGGCGCAAACCCAACACCUCUCAUCAACCACAGAGAACACCAUCCCCACAAUGAAGCAUGGUGGUGGCAGCAUCAUGCUGUGGGGAUGUUUUUCAUCGGCAGGGACUGGAAAACUGGUCAGAAUUGAAGGAAUGAUGGAUGGCGCUAAAUACAGGGAAAUUCUUGAGGGAAACCUGUUUCAGUCUUCCAGAGAUUUGAGACUGGGACGGAGGUUCACCUUCCAGCAGGACAAUGACCCUAAACAUACUGUUAAAGCAACACUCAAGUGGUUUAAGGGGAAACAUUUAAAUAUCUUGAAAUGGCCUAGUCAAAUCCCAGACCUCAAUCCAAUUGAGAAUCUGUGGUAUGACUUAAAGAUUGCUGUACACCAGUGGAACCCAUCCAAUUUGAAGGAGCUGGAGCAGUUUUGCCUUGAAGAAUGGGCAAAAGUCCCAGUGGCUAGAUGUGCCAAGCUUAUAGAGACAUACCCCAAGAGACUUGCAGCUGUAACUGCUGCAAAAGGUGGCUCUACAAAAUAUUGACUUUGGGGGGGGUGAAUAGUUAUGCACGCUCAAGUUUUCUGUUUUUUUGUCUUAUUUCUUGUUUGUUUCACACACAAAAAUAUUUUGCAUCUUCAAAGUGGUAGGCAUGUUGUUUAAAUCAAAUGAUACAAACCCCCAAAAAAUCAAUUUUAAUUCCAGGUUGUAAGGCAACCAAAUAGGAAAAAUGCCAAGGGGGUUGAAUACUUUCGCAAGCCACUAUAUACGUGAUCAAAUAUCUUUCCCUUUGUUUUUGCACUCCAUGAUAUUUAUUUGAUGCAUUAGUAGAAUACGUUUUUGUAUUGGCUAAGCAGUUAACUGUUAUUACCUGAGCAUAUGAUUCAAAUGGCUUUUAAGUGAUAUACAGCAUAGCAUAUCCUGUAGCUGUAAUACAUGCCUACACUCAGACAUGUAUGGACAGAACUUAAGACCACACGUCUUAUUUGUACAGUAUCUUAUGCAUGCAUCUAGAAAACUAACUAGUUUGUAAUAGUGAAAACUAUUAAAUCAAAUGACUUGUGCAGUAGCAGCAAAACUGUUGAUGGCACUAAUGUGUAGCUUAGCUAACCUUUUGAGAAAUCUUAAUUAUUUGUGCUGACUUAAAAAGAAACAGUUUUGACAUUUCUAAUAAAAUAUAAAAUAUCCACCUCAUUUUUUGGGUCAAGAAGCCAAAGCUACACAUUCCAAGUGGUCUGUGGGUAUUUCAGUGCCCAAUUCCCCAUUUCUGUGAAUGUGUGUACAGGAUAUAGGCCUAUGUCUAUACUGUGUUAUGUGGAGAUGUGUGUGUGUAUUGUAUUUUCUCCUGGCUGUCUCCCUCUGAACCCCCCCCCCCCCCCCCCCCCCCCCCCCCCCCCCCCCCCCUCCUCCCCCUCACUGCCCCAGCCUCACUACGUGUCCCGGGAGGCGAUAGCGACGAUGAGACCAAAACACCCUCCGCCUCGCCCCACCACGGCCGUUCUCGCCCCGGCUCCAUUCUCGCAGACUCCUCCUCUGAGUCUGAUGACCCUGAUGCCAGGGGAGAGGUAUGGAACCAUAGAAAUAGAAUGCGUCAUUCCAGUUCACUCAUUCUGAGUCCUCUCUAAUGACACUGGAAUGGGUCUAUUUUCCUUCAAGUUUUUUCUCUUUCUUAUUUUUUGGCUAUAGAAUACUUACUUGACUUAUUCCAUUUUAGCUCCUAGUGCAGCAAAGAGCCUCAACUGGCCUGCAUCUCCAGCUAACCCAAUUCUGGGCAAAUGUCUUAUAAAUACAAUUAUGUUUUUCAUCCAAGUCACUCUGCCAAUGUGAGCACUUAUAAGCAUGUUAGUUAUGACUUUGUCUGAUGUCCUCCUCCUUCUACAGAUGUUUGACAUCUAUGUGGCUACGGCUGACUACAACCCCACCAGCCCCAACAAAGAGACCAUUUCCCUGAAGGAGGGCCAGUAUGUUGAGGUUCUGGACUCAGCACAUCCACUCAAAUGGCUGGUCCGGACCAAACCAACCAAAACCACCCCAUCCCGCCAGGGCUGGGUCUCACCUGCCUACCUGGACAAGAAACUCAAGGUGUGUUUCAAGAUCUAAGUAAUUGAUUUAGUACCAAUAGUGUACAUCUACCUCUCCCUGUUUCCUGUUAAUUCGAAUCUACUCUCUUGCCACUAUUUUUGUUAAAUGUUAUUAUGUUCUUAAAGUUAUUUUAAACUAUUGUGUUCUAGCUGUCUGCUGAUGCUGGUGAUGUCCCCGAGGCAGGUGGAGAAGAGGUCUCAGAAGGAGAGUACAAAAGAAGACUACUGUGAGUCUAGACCUUCUCACACAAUCUUCUAUUAGUACCAAAACUUAACCUGAGAUUCGACUUCCGCAUAACUAAGACACUCAAUGAAUUAACUCAAUAACUCAAUGAGAGAAUUAAUGUCAAAUAAAUGUUUGUUACAUUCACAGAUCAUAAGGAUUCGGUCCUGUGUUGUGCACAAACAAGAAACCCCACCACACUCAAGGACAAACCAUAAUAUAUCCAUAAUGCUCUGUCUUCCCCAGCCAACUGAUCCAGGACAUGAUCAACAGCGAGGCAGAGUUUGUCAAAGAGAUGGACUUCUUCACCUCCCACCACGUCAAGCAUCUGGAUAGCCCUGACGCCCCAUCUGACGUCACCAGCCAGAAGGAGGCCAUAUUCAGGAACAUCAACGAGAUCAAGGCCUUCCAUAGCGAGUAAGUACAGCUGACUCGUUUUUGGCCUGUUUUUAAACAACUACAACUUUUAAGGAUUAAUGAAGCCUUCAUAAACCCUUUAUAAUGCCUGUAUAGAAAUCACCUAACUGGUUCUAUUGUAUUGAUGUUUUACCAUUAUAUACUACCAUACCGUUAUAUAUAUAUAUAUAAAUAUAUAUAUAUAUAUAUAUAUAUAUAUAUAUAUAUUUAUAUAUAUAUUAUACCAUUAUAUACUAGUAAUGAUUCAAUUUCUCACAAAGCUACUGAAUGAAUUGACCCCAUAAUGUGUGUUGUGCAGGUUCAUGUUCCCUAAGUUGAGCGAGUGCGACACAGAUGACGACGUGGCCAUGCGGUUCCUGAGGAGCGGGGAGGGCUUUGAGAAAUACCUCCAGUACCUUGUAGGCCAGCAAAAGGCAGAGGCCGCUAUCAGUGACAAGACUGUACACCACUUCUUCAAGGCAAGUGAACCCACAAAUACUGUUAACACAAAUGGUCAUAAAUGUGUGUGUUGUCGUCUUUGUUAAUAUGUAUUUUUCACAGAAGUACACAGAUAAACAGCAGGCCAGUGUCGACCCUGCUGAAGGUCCUGUAUUGAGCAUUAAUGCCUACCUACAGAAGCCUCUGGACAGAAUUCAGAAGUACAAGGCCUCACUCAAGGUGAGAGAUCACCCUUUAAUGCUGUAAAUAAGGUAUUAGAUUAGAUAUUUCUUUAUUGUCAGAUUUUCACAGAUAUUUACUUUACGUGCAAAAUGCACUGCGAUAUGGUAAGAGACAUGGCACAGGCCAGACAUAACAUCAAAGGAAUCUUACCCCUCCCUUCCACAUUACAUAGCUGUCCCUUCUAUACUCAAUGUUACACAUCCCCUUAAAGUCCAAGUUCCCUGAGCGUUGCACAUAAUGUUAUUGCACAACCCUAUAGUUUCAAUGUCAAUUAUUAUUUUACACAGUUAGUUAUAUUUCACUUAUCACAUUUCACUAUUGCCCGUUCCUGAAUGAGUUAAUCUAUCCCUGUCAUUUGUUCUUACCAUACAUACACAAAUUCACACAGUAUGAAUGAAUGCACCAGUGCCUGCAUUACCAUGUUUUUAUAAUAUGAAAAUGUACUCAUUAAAAUCUUGUUGGAAUAUUACUGUUAUUAUUCAUCUUAAAUUGUUGUGCCCAUUUCUGUGACUGUAGGAGCUGAUCCGGAACAAGGCCAGGAAUGGUCAGAACUGCUGCCUGCUGGAAGAGGCCUAUGCCAUGGUGUCAUCACUGCCUCAGCGUUCAGAGAACACACACCACGUCUCCAUGAUAGAGAACUACCCUGCCACCCUGGAUGUAUUGGGGGAGCCCAUCAGACAGGUAACUAACCCGGAAAUAAUGUCAGGGGGGUCCUAUUGAGGUCAAAAUACCAAUUUUACAAGACAAACCUGGCCAAAAGGACAGCUCCAGUAAAACCAUAGACUGAAUGAUGCCGAUUGGGAGUUGAAGUCUUUGACUAAGGACUUACAUAUCAGAGCUACUGUAUCAGUUGUGGUCCUCUGUAGCUCAGCUGGUAGAGCACGGCGCUUGUAACGCCAAGGUAGUGGGUUCGAUCCCCGGGACCACCCAUACACAAACAUGUAUGCACGCAUGACUGUAAGUCGCUUUGGAUAAAAGCGUCUGCUAAAUGGCUUAUUAUUAUUAAAUAGUCUAAUUUGGCUGGAGUCGAUAUGUGAUGAGUUGUGAUGUUGUGUUUUGUGACAGGGACCCUUCAUGAUGUGGGAGGGUGCACCUGGGGUAAGGUCCUCCUCCAGAGGCCACCAUCGACACGCAUUCCUCUUCAAAAACUAUGUAAUCAUCUGCAAAUCCAAGAGAGACACCAACACAGACACAGAGGGCUACAUCUUUAAGAACAUGAUGAAGGUAAGAUUCUGUUUAUUGCUCAUUCUGUUAUACUCCAGAUCUCUCAGCAUGGCCAUCCACUGAAGCAAGGCACUAAAGAAUUAGUAAACUCUUAAGUACCAUCUAAUUCCAAUCAGGUAUUCAGGGUUGACAUCGUAAUAUUCUUGCUGGUGGAGAGGAUAUAUCAUCAUUGUCACUCUUCCUAUGACAUAGAAAUAAUUUCCGAACAGAUAAAUGAAGUCAUAAUCAUUUGUCUCGAGGAUGACUACUGUUUAUCUGUCUGUCUUCCUCACUAGCUGAACAACAUAGAUGUGAAUGAGACAGUGGAGGGUGACGACCGGGCCUUUGAGAUCUGGCACGAGCGUGAGGACUCUGUCAAGAAGUACACACUGCAGGCUCGCACCGUAAUCAUCAAGAACUCCUGGCUGCGAGACCUCAGGGACCUGCAGCAGUGCUACACCAUGCCUGCCUGGAGUGAGUCUGACGUACACACAUUUACUCAGAUUAAUGUAUAUUUCCAUGUUAUUUUUACUCUUUAUUUUGAUUUGUUAUUCACUGUGUCACUAUUCAUAUAUUUUUAUUUAUGUUUUAUCUUAUCUUUAACUCUGCAUUGUUGGAAAAGGACCCGUAAGUAAGCAUUUCACUGUUAGUCUACGAAGCAUGUGACAAAUAACAUUUGAUUUGAGAUCCACUGACACACAUUGCACGUGCACACACACAUUCAGUCAGAUCCACCUGACACACGCAGUAGACAAACAGAGAGGCAUAGUUUGACGACACAGCACAUUGUGAUCUAAACUUUACUAUCAAACAAGUAUGUUUUACAUACUAUAAAAUUGCAACCAUUAUUUGACAGGUAAUUGCAUAAAAUAUGUCAUCCCUCCACUCAGGAUUGAUUGCUGUGUAAAUUCAUCCCUCUAUCUGUCCAGGUAUGCCUGACUUUGAUGAGCUUCUGGCUGACUGCUCAGCGGAGCUGGGACAGACUGUGAAACUGGCCUGCAAGGUUACUGGAGUACCCAAACCUGUGGUCACCUGGUACAAGGGUAAGAGACGCACCAGCGAGACCACUGUGCAUACGCGAUAGCUGUGUGUGUGGAGUUUUAGAAUAUCAAUGAACUACAGACAGUAACGUUAGUAAUGUUUGUUUUUCUCUACAUACUGUAGCCACACUGUGUUAAUGUAGAAACAGCUCUAUGUAACUACGUGUUAACACUGUUUCCUCCUCUGAUGACAGAUGGGCAUGCGGUGGAGGCUGACCCUCACCACAUCAUCAUCGAGGACCCUGAUGGUUCCUGCACCCUGAUCCUGGACAACAUGAUAGCUGAUGACUCUGGACAGUACAUGUGCUUCGCCACUAGCACAGCAGGCAAUGCCAGCACUCUGGGGAAGAUCACUGUCCAAGGUCAGUCUCUAUUAGGAUAUGAUACUAACAUUGGGCUUGAACUUGUGAAAGUGGAUAUAGCAGACUACUCAUAAGAAUCAUGGAUAUUCAUCAGAGGAGGCUGGUGGGAAGAGCUAUAGGAUGAUGGGCUCAUUGUAAUGGCUGGAAUGGAAUAAAUGGUUUCCAUAUGUUUGUGUUUGAUAUCGUUUUAUUUAUUCCAGUCUAGCCAUUACAAUGAGCCUAUCUUCCUAUAGCUCCUCCCACCAGUCUCCUCUGAUAUACAGUACAUGUCAGCAGCUUAUAGUGAUGGAUACUUUGCUUGUCCGGGAUGAUCAUUGUUAUUCUUAUGAGAGAAGAACACUAUUUUUAAGAGUAUGUGUGUGUUGUAGUGCCUCCUCGUUUCGUGAACAAGAUGAGGAAUGCUGUCUUUAACAUUGGUGAGGAUGCUCAGUUCUCCUGCACCAUCCAGAGCGCCCCCAGCCCCAAGAUCAGGUAUGCUACACCACACCACACCCCUCUCAUAGGCUCUUCAAACUGACAACUUUUUAGUGAUAUCGGACUGUGGCAUUUGUUUCUUCUUACUGUCGUCAUUAUGUUACCCAUUCUUAAUGGUUAAUAAGUAUACAUAAGAUAAUGAAUAAGUAUUGAAAUAAACAUUUUGAGAGCUCUCAAUAAACUGUUUGGUGUGUUUUCUGGCCAGGUGGUUCAAGGAGGGCAGGCUGCUGACUGACCAGGAGAAGUAUCAGACCUACAGUGAGUCCCGUAGUGGAGUCCUAGUGCUAGUCAUUAAAGGCACUACGGAGAGAGACCUGGGACAUUACGAGUGUGAGGUAGGCCUAUAAUUCACCACCCCUAGUAAUCGACUGAAAUGCACUUUCAAUAGAGAAUCUUAAUUCAGGACUAGGGUUAAUCUGGGUCCAGGAAACCAUUCCAUACAGAUGUAAAACACUGGACUUGCAAGCCACCUCACCGAAAUUGCUGCCAACCUACACUACCGGUCAAAGGUUUUAGAACACCUACUCAUUCAAGGGUUUUUCUUCAUUUUUACUAUUUUCUACAUUGUAGAAUAAUAGUGAAGACAUCAAAACUAUGAACUAACACAUAUGCAAUCAUGUAGUAACCAAGUAAGUGUUAAACAAAUCAAAAUAUAUUUUAUAUUUGAGAUUCUUCAAAUAGCCACCCUUUGCCUUGAUGACAGCUUUGCACACUCUUGGCAUUCUCUCAACCAGCUUCAUGAGGUAGUCACUUGGAAUGCAUUUAAUUUCUAUUAACAGGUGUGCCUCCUUAAAAGUUAAUUGUGGGUAUACAGAAGAUAGCCCUAUUUGGUAAAAGACCAAGUCCAUAUUAUGGCAAUAACAGCUCAAAUAAGCAAAGAGAAACGACAGUCCAUCAUUACUUUAAGUCAUGGUCAAUACGGAACAUGUCAAGAACUUUGAAAGUUUCUUCAAGUGCAGUCGCAAAAACCAUCAAGCGCUAUGGUGAAACUGGUUCUCAUGAGGACCGCCACAGGAAUGGAAGACCCAGAGUUACCUCUGCUGCAGAGGAAAGGUUCAUUAGAGUUACCAGCCUCAGAAAUUGCAGCCCAAAUAAAUGCUUCACAGAGUUCAAGUAACAGACACAUCUCAACAUCAACUGUUCAGAGGAGACUGUGUGAAUCAGGCAUGUCAUGGUCGAAUUGCUGCAAAGAAACCACUACUAAAGGACACCAAUAAGAAGAAGAGACCUGCUUGGGCCAAGAAACACAAACAAUGGACAUUAGACCGGUGGAAAUGUGUCCUUUUAGUCUUGAGUCCAAAUUUGAGAUUUUUGGUUCCAUCCACCAUGUCUUUGUGAGAUGCGGUGUGGGUGAACGGAUGAUCUCCGCAUGUGUAUUUCCCACCGUAAAGCAUGGAGGAGGAGGUGUUAUGGUGUGGGGGUGCUUUGCUGGUGACACUGUCUGUGAUUUAUUUAGAAUUCAAGGCACACUUAACCAGCAUGGCUACCACAGCAUUCUGCAGUGAUACGCCAUCCCAUCUGGUUUGGGCUUAGUGGGACUAUCAUUUGUUUUUCAACAGGACAAUGACCCAACACACCUCCAGGCUGUGUAAGGGCUAUUUCACCAGGAAGGAACGUGAUGGAGUGCUGCAUCAGAUGACCUGGCCUCCACAAUCCCCUGACCUCAACCCAGUUGAGAUGGUUUGGGAUGAGUCGGACCGCAGAGUGAAGGAAAAGCAGCCAACAGGUGCUCAGCAUAUGUGGGAACUCCUUCAAGACUGUUGGAAAAGCAUUCCAGGUGAAGCUGGUUGAGAGAAUGCCAAGAGUGUGCAAAGCUGUCAUCAAGGCAAAGGGUGGCUAUUUGAAGAAUCUCAAAUAUAAAAUAUAUUCUGAUUUUUUUAACACUGUUUUGAUUACUACAUGAUUCCAUAUGUGUUAUUUCAUAGUUUUGAAGUAUUCGCUAUUAUUCAACAAUGUAGAAAAUAGUAAAAAUUAAGAAAAACCCUUGAAUGAGUAGGUGUUCUAAAACAUUUGACCGGUAGUGUAAGUGUAUCACUUGUGAAUUAUCAAUAUAAAUGAAAACCAUAGAGAUAAAUAUUAGUAGUAACAAGUAACAGUGGUUACAUGCUUUGGAUGUUUUGCAUCCAAUGCUUUACUCUUUCUAAAGAGGAUUGUUUUCAUGAGAAAUUACUGUGAUAAUUACAAACCCUAAUGUAUUCUCCCCCCUGCCCAUCCCAGUUGUCCAAUCGACUGGGUAGUGCUAAAUGUGCAGCUGAUCUGUGCCUUCCUUCUGCUGUGGCUAGAAGAGGAGAGCAGGCGAUCACCAUCGAAGGUAGGAAUGCUCCCUUUCAUACAGAUACCGUUGUGCAUUAGUUUAAUAAUUGUCCUAUUUUACCAGGUACUUCAAAUGUAGAGAAUGUAUGCUUUUAUUUCCAUAAGCCACAAUAAUUUAAGGAAAAAGAUUAACCAUCAGUUCAUCAACAAUUUAGAUUCUGUCGUCUUUUGUCUUAAACAUUAGCUAGCAAUUGAUUUAUCUGGCUAACUGUAUAAGCUCCAUCCUGCUUUCCUUGUAGUCACCGAGCAGGAGACUAAAAUACCAAAGAAAACCAUCAUCAUGUAAGUGUGACCAGCUUAUGAUGCAGGCUAGAAGAAGCAUGUAUACUUGUGCGUGUCCCCCUUCGGCCUCUGCAUACAUUGCCAUGCAGUAUUUGAACCCUGAGUGUGAGAGGGACUCAACCCCAAAUAUAACUUCCAAGGAGCCGGCAUAUUGAAUGCAUAAGGAAUGGCCAUUAAUCUUUUUUGUGUAUGCACAUUUUCCUUAACUCAUGUACCAUCGCAGACAAAGCCUCUCAUGACAUGUUUGUAUGAGUAGACAAGACUCCAUUUUGCUCUGUGUGUGUGUGUGUGUGUGUGUGUGUGUGUGUGUGUGUGUGUGUGUACACGCUAAUUAACACCUUGCCUAUGUAGGCCUAGUGUGAAAACAGCAUGCCAACAAGCUGUUCUGUCCCUCUCAUACCCUCUCUGCUGUCUCUCUCAUACCCUCUGUGCUAUUCCUCUCAUACCUCCUGGUCUGUCCCUCUCUCACACCCUCUGUGCUGUGUCCCCUCCCAGAGAGGAGACCAUAACCACGGUGGUGAAGAACACCCGCAUGAAGCGUCGCGGCCUGUCUCCAUCUGGGUUCAACCGCUCCCAAACCUCCACCCCAGAUCUCCCCAACACCCCCACGGUCAGGCAGAGGAGGCAGGCUUCCGCCAACAGGAAGACCACCAUCCCCACCCUGUACGUCACGGAGCCCGAGGGGGCCGUAGGGGCCCGGGCUGCGGAGAACAAGUGGGUGGAGGUAGAGGAAAUCAUAGAGUACAAGGUCAACAAGUCGCCCAGGCUAUCCAGCAGAGGGGUCUCCCAAGCCGGGUCGGAGCAGUCACACACCCCCUCCUCCACCCGGCCACGGAGAUCCCCAAACCCCAACGCCAACAACUCCAACAACAAGCUGGUAGAGCUGCAGAAUCUCUCCGAGCUGCAGGGGGCACAGCCUCUGUCCUGGGACGAUGAGGAGGAGGAUGAUGACGUGGCUGUGGAUGGGUCCGAGGUCGCCAGUGGAUUCAGUGGAAAGGCCUACGAGGUCUCCUCUGUUCUAAUCCCUAACGACCAUGAACAUGAAGAGGAUGAGGCCUGGCUAGAGGAGCAGCAAGAGGCCUUCAUCACAGAACCGGAUGAUGACGACGACAACACACUCAGGAAGCUGGACCCUAAGAUCCUGACCCAGGGCGGUCACGUUCUCACCCUGGAGGACCUGGAGGACUAUGUUCCCAGGGAGGGGGAGACCUACGGCUCCACCAACACCCGCUCGUCACCUGUCGAGAGGCCCUGUGAGAUCUCAGUGCUCCAGAGGGAGAUUGGGGGCUCUGCUGUGGGCCAGCCGGUGCUGUUCAACGUGGGGAGGCCUGUGGUGCUGCCUAGGGAGAGGCCCAGGCCUGGCUUCUUCAGUCGCUUUAGAGAGCACUUCUCAGGAAGCCUGUUCUCCCCGGCCGCCCCCCACCACAACCACCACCCCAGCGGAGGCCAGUCCAGUAGGGAGAUUCCCAUCCAGGUCAGCCACGCCAAGUUAGAGGUCAAGCCGUUGUACUGCUCUGAGGUACAGAGAGUGGAGGGAGGGCAGCAGAGCUACAAAACCAAGGUCUACACGUCAGUGGGCAAGCCAGUCACUCUUCAGAUUAGCAAGAAUAACCCAUAUCAAAACCAA
Molecule: messenger RNA, 23206 nt
Organism: Coregonus sp. 'balchen'
Lineage: Eukaryota; Metazoa; Chordata; Actinopteri; Salmoniformes; Salmonidae
Source: the annotation of a GenBank genome assembly